Molecule: messenger RNA, 1142 nt
Organism: Paramecium octaurelia
Lineage: Eukaryota; Ciliophora; Oligohymenophorea; Peniculida; Parameciidae
Source: the annotation of a GenBank genome assembly
AUAAUAUAUGAGCAAGGAUAAUAAGGGUGAAAUCGACGUAGAUAAUAUCAUUGAAAGACUGUUGAGUGUGAGAGGAAGCAAACCAGGGAAAAAUGUAAACUUAACAGAGGCAGAAGUCAGGGGGCUGUGUAUAAAAGCGAGAGACAUUUUUAUUUCUCAACCAAUUUUAUUGGAACUUGAGGCUCCAUUAAAAAUAUGCGGUACGUUUAUGAUAGUAUGAGUUUGUAGGGGAUGUGCAUGGUUAAUAUUUCGAUUUGCUCAGAUUGUUUGAAUAUGGCGGAUACCCUCCUGAGAGUAAUUAUCUGUUCCUUGGUGAUUAUGUUGAUAGAGGUAAAUCAAAUGAUCUAUUUGAUAGGAAAAUAAUCCCUGGAAACGAUCUGCCUGCUUUUAGCAUACAAAAUAAAAUACCCUGAGAAUUUCUUUUUGUUGAGAGGCAAUCAUGAAUGUGCAUCCAUUAACAGAAUAUAUGGAUUCUACGAUGAAUGUAAAUAGAUCGAUUGUCCAAUAUAGGCAAGAGAAGAUAUACUAUAAAAUUAUGGAAGACCUUUACUGAUUGCUUUAAUUGUCUGCCAGUGGCUGCAUUAAUUGACGAAAAGAUUUUGUGCAUGCACGGGGGAUUGUCACCUGAAUUAUCCAACUUGGAACAAAUCAGAAGGAUUAUGAGACCAACUGAUGUUCCAGACACAGGGUUGCUCUGUGAUUUAUUAUGGUCUGAUCCUGAUAAGGAUGUGCAAGGAUGGGCUGACAAUGAACGAGGAGUUUCAUACGUAUUCAGCCAAGAGAUCGUUCAGGUCUUUCUGAAAAAGCAUGAAUUGGAUUUGAUAUGCAGAGCUCAUCAAGUAAAAAUGCAUUAUGUAUAUCACAUAUAGGUAGUCGAAGAUGGAUAUGAGUUUUUCAGUAAAAGACAGUUGGUCACACUGUUUUCAGCUCCCAAUUAUUGUGGUGAAUUCGAUAAUGCAGGUGAUUGAUAUUCGUAAUUAAAUUAGGAUCCAUGAUGACUGUCGAUGAAUCGCUCAUGUGUUCUUUUUAAAUUUUGAAGCCAGCAGAACAGGGACAAGGAGCAUCCCAAUAGAACAAAGCAGGAAGUGCUAAAUUUGUGAACUGAACCAUCAUCUAUUAUAAUAAUUAAAUUUAGUCAUUAG